This is a messenger RNA of Cryptomeria japonica (Japanese cedar), 777 nucleotides long. RefSeq names its product probable LRR receptor-like serine/threonine-protein kinase At1g07650. NCBI's taxonomy places the organism in Eukaryota, Viridiplantae, Streptophyta, Pinopsida, Cupressales, Cupressaceae. The record is from RefSeq and is a predicted model, not a curated record. The coding region runs from base 115 to 471 and encodes 118 amino acids. The transcript is spliced from 3 exons.
CUUUCCCUACAUACCACAUGACUACCAUGCCUUUCUAGGGCCACCCAUUAUUCCAUCAUCAUUAUCAUUACAAUUCAUUCUCAAAGAUUGAUCCAUUAUUCUCUGAUCUCUGUGAUGCCCUGCAAUUCUCAAAUGGGGUUUAAGCUUUCAUCAGUUUUAUGUCUAAGCAUGGUAUUCUGCUGCUGCUCUCUGCAAUGGGGAGAAGCUACUGUAACACACCCACAAGAAGUUGCAGCGCUGAAAAUCAUAGCAAAGAAAAUGAAAUAUGGGAUUUGGAUUUGGGACUUUAGUCAGGAUCCUUGCAGUGGGGGAAAAAGCUGGAAUUUGAAUAAAACUAAAGGAAAUGAAACUUUUGUUUCCUGCAAUUGCGGCAUACCUGGGGAGAAAUUUUGCCGCGUUACCCAUAUACUUCUCAAGAGACAGGACCUCUCUGGAGUGAUUCCACCAGAGUUCGUCAAUCUAACAUUUUAGAUGUUUAGAGAAUGUAAGUAGAAAAGAUGUGCUAGUGCUAAUUUGGAGGGAAAUGGAUAUUGAUUUCCAUCAGUAGUUACUUUUUAGAGCAUGACUGCUUAUUUGGUUGCUUAUUCAUUUCAAUUCAAGGAUAAACAAAAAAAUUUAUCUUCUUUUUCUAAAGAUUUUUGUGGUAGGGUUCUGUUUUGUCUAUAUUUGGCGGGUUUUGUAAAGGUAAGGACUUUUGGGAACAUUUCUAUUAUAACAAAAAAUAGGCUAAAUUUACUUUCGGCAAUACCAACAUAAAUAAGUAUAAUGUUAUAUCUU